CAUAGCCACAUAACCAGCAGGCAACAGCCUACGUCGUUACGACUAUCAUCGUCUCUCUUGGUGUUGACCACGCUCGAAGCACGUAUCUAAGUCUAAUCCUUGACCGAAGCCUGCCGCUUGCCGCUAGUCGCUUGUAGCUUUCCUAAGUCGUAUCGUGCCUGAAGCCAGAACAGCGGCUGAAUACGCGGUACGCACAGGCAGGAACAUGUCGUGACAGUGUCUGGCUGGACGGAAGUGUAGCUGAUCGUUAGAACGUUCUGUGGCGCUCCUGACUGCCAUGGGUAGAGAGAGAGAAAGGCACCCGCUUACCCAAGAGAGACCCGAGAGACAAAACCGGCGUGCGCCGAUAAUGCUCUAGGGGCAGAGAGUCCCUUUCACGGCAACUUCUGAGUCGACUUAGAAGUCACCUCGUUACAAUGUCACACGACACAUUAAGGAAACCGUCGUGUGCCGAUAAUGCUCUAGGGACAGAGAGACCCUUUCACGGCAAUGGCGAGUAGUUUGAAUUCCUCACACCCUCUCGCGUUUGCCGCGUCUGACGUGCAGGCGAUGUGUCUCGUUUCACGAGUGAUUUUCUGGAAAUUUCAAAGCGAAAGUCUUACGCUCGAAUUGUUAUAUCGACCAUAAUGAACAAGGCUCUUCUGCUCGCUUUGGCUCGGAUUCUCCACGGCGUUUGAAUUCAGUUUGGUUCUGAAGUAUUCUCAAUAUUCAGAGUCUAACAAGACCCGACCACAAUGAACAAGGCGUUUCUGCUCGCCUUGGCUCGCAUUCUCCACGGCGGUUCGCUCCCCCUGCACAACGCUGCCCGCAAGAGGAAGAAGAAACUUCCCAGACGUUUCUGCUCUCCACUGCGUGUGCUGCUGCUGCUCCUGGUUCUGACAGUUGUCAGCGUGGCUCUGCUGCUGCGCUCGUUUCACCAGCAGCGGCAAAUAGCAGACGAGUCUGGGCCCAAGGGUUUCAUCCGCUACAGUGCCUACCGCCUGGGCGGCAGCUCCUUCGCUGUGAUUGGUCUGGGCGCUUUGAGGCUCCGCCUGCGAACGCGCUUCCCCGGGUGCUCGUGGCAUGAGAAUGGGGCUCCCCCCGGGGAUGCAGGGAUACCGGGAGCGGUGGAGGCGUUUUACCCUGGGGAGCACCACGACUUGGAGUAUGAGGCGGUGGUUCUAAAAUGCUUGCUGAGGCACAACACACAUACUACACAAGGGGGAAAGUUGCUGCUGCAGGUGCAUGUAGAAACCACACAUGGCUCUCGGGUCAUAUCAGUCAACAAGCAGCAGCUGGUGGCCUAUCAUGAGCCACCCAACGCCUUCCCUGUGUCCCUGGAGCCGCAUCCCCCUUAUAAGCACCGCGUGGCGUUCUGCUCGCCUCCAGUACACUCGGAACUGGAUGGGAGGAGGCUAUAUGAGUGGCUGGAGUACCAUUAUCAUCUGGGCGUGGACUACUCGAUCAUGUAUGACGCAGGGGGCAUCGAUGACGAGGUCACUCAGGUCCUGAUACCAUACGAGCAAGCAGGGUUGUUGGAGGUCCGAGACAUUGGAGACUUUCUAGAAUACGAGACGUGGCUCUACGCACAGGUGAUGGUGGUCAAUGACUGUGCCUACAGCACGCGAUACUCUGCCAAGUGGACUCUCUUCUUCGACCUUGACGAGUUUUUCAACGCGGAUGACCCUCCGCCACCGCAAAAGGUUGAAGCCCACACCCACGUCCUCGCCACUCAGCUAGACGCUAUGGAGCACUGGCACAAGCAGCUGUGGCGGCUGCGAAAGCGGUUCGCGCGAGAGAGACGGAUGGAGCCGAAGAAGCAGAGAGAGAUGGAGGAGGAAGAGGAGGAGAAGUGGGAAGGGGAGGAGGGGGAGGGAGGGGAAGGAGGAGGAGGAGGAGGUUCAGGUGAAAACAACAGAGAAGCAGCAACAGCAGCAGCAGAAACAACAUCAGCAGCAGCAGCAGCAGCAGAGUCAGCAGAGCAAGGGCCAUCACACCGCACUCGUUUCUCCCUCGAGCAAAGGCGGGCAGCAGAGCAGGCCAAGGCGGGGGCGAACAGCACGGAAAGUAGAGAGGAGACUACAAAAGCCCGGCAGCAGCGGGUAGCUCGGCAGAUGCGGGAGCAGUACAGGAAGCUGAGAGCACGGAGAAAAGAGGACGAGGAGGAGGAGGAGGAGAAGGAGAAGCUACCUGGGGAGGAGGAGCAGCAGAGGCAUCUGCAGCAGCAGGUGGCGGAGCAGCAGUCUCAGCUGGAGGUGAUUCGGGCAUACAGAGAGCACCUGAAGCGGACUGCUGGCGAUCAGAGGCUCAUUCCGCUGGUGCUGGAGUCGUACGAUGGGGCAUCUUACCUGUCGCUUGGCACGCUGUGGUGGGACACGGAGAGGUGCAUCGACCCAUCAGAGGCCAAGGGCACAUGGGGCGUACAGCGCAUGUUCUACCAUUGGCCGCACAUCUACUGCCUCAAACCCGAGCUCUUCCCCAGGGCUGAGAUGUGCUUGGACUACUACGGCCAUCGCAAGUACGCCAUAAACCCUCGCAAGGUCACGGCACUCCAGAUCCACCGCCCGGUGCUCAACGACACGUACGGAUUUGAUCUCGACACCACUGUAGCGAAGCUCAACCAUUUCCAAGGCUACGUGCAGCGGGCGAAGCCUCUAAAUGCGACUGUAGAUAGCAGUGAUAGUAACGCGACAGCUAGUGCAGUGAAAGAGCAGCAGCCGCCUGCGUUUUGCUCGCAGAUUAUUCGUAUGGAUGAGCCGAUUGUCUGGUGGGCGCGGGGUCAGGAGAUUGGGGAGAUAGCUUCUGAGGCUCAGAAACAGCCUCGUGUGCCGUUGGAUGCCAUCCAACCCACAGAUGCAAUUCAGCCCACAUAUACAGUGAGGGGGGGGGAUUCUUGAGAUGUGUGAUUCAUCAGUGAGUGGAUUUUCGUCAUCAUGUGCUUCUGGUGGCAUGACUUGGCAUGUAGUGCGGAAUCAAAACCCACCAACAUGUUGUUGACAUCCUAUGCUUGAAGUGCCUAGUUCAUGUCGAGAGCUGGGGUUAGAUCCUUGGGGAAGGACCACAGGUGCAGAGCCUGGGGGGUUGUGGGCGCACUAUCCCGCUACGUAACACGCCCUUUUAACUCAGUGGUUAGUGACUGAGUUCUAAUAUGCUAUAAGAGCGUUG
Molecule: messenger RNA, 3144 nt
Organism: Closterium sp. NIES-67
Lineage: Eukaryota; Viridiplantae; Streptophyta; Zygnematophyceae; Desmidiales; Closteriaceae
Source: the annotation of a GenBank genome assembly